AUGCCGGAAAUCGUUGACGACAAAUCGCAACACUGCAUUCCUUUCCUCCUCGACCGUUUGAAGGAGCAUCAGACUCGAUACGCGGAUGAUGCCAAUGCCCCGCCAUUUUUCCUAGGAUUGAAUGGCGUGCAAGGAGUUGGCAAGACGGUCCUGUCGGAUGCUUACGAAUGGGAAUGGAAGGUCUCAAUACUGCAGAAAACCCUCCGGUCCUCACCAUAUUCGCUCCCCACCGUCACUCUUUCGCUCGACGAUAUAUAUCUCACACACACAGACCAAGUCGCGCUGGCUGAAUCCCAUCCGGAUAAUCCUCUGGUUCAGCACCGGGGUCAGCCGUCGACGCACGAUCUAUCACUUGGAAAAAAGGUUUUCGAAUCUCUCGCCGCUAAUCAGCCCACAGCCAUUCCGCAGUAUGACAAGUCCGCCUUUUCGGGACAAGGUGACCGAGUUCCUGAAACUCAAUGGGAGGUGGUUAAUAAAGAAGGAGAUGAGAAGAUCAAAGCUGUGAUUUUCGAGGGCUGGUGCGUUGGUUUCAGGCCGCUAGACGACAAUGUCUUGAGAGAAAAAUGGGAGACCGCAGUCAGACAGAUAGAAGACAAAUCAAGUCACUACGACGGACGUUUGGGGCACGUUAAACUUGAAGAUAUUCAAGCUAUCAAUGAUGCCUUGAAGGAGUAUGAUGUCUUGACAAAUGAUGCCCAAAAUACUCGUUUCGUUUACGACUGGCGACAGGAACAAGAGAGGACACUCAUUGCCGCCAAGGGAACAGGCAUGAACGAAGAACAACUAAAUCAUUUCGUCGACGGGUAUUACCCAUCAUACGAGCUGUUCACGCAGACCCUACGUAACGGCGUAUUUCACCCAACAACAGGUUCGGAUACUCAAGUCGCGGAUUGGCGUGAUAGGCAGCUUCGACUGGUUGUGGAUAAGAAGAGAAGAGUUCAGGAAGUGAUUCGUAUCUAG
Molecule: messenger RNA, 960 nt
Organism: Talaromyces atroroseus
Lineage: Eukaryota; Fungi; Ascomycota; Eurotiomycetes; Eurotiales; Trichocomaceae
Exons: 4
Coding region: 1-960 (319 amino acids)
Cellular component (GO): cytoplasm
Source: RefSeq, a predicted model, not a curated record